AGGGUCCAAGGUAGCAAAUGGAACACUAGAUUUGUAUUUGUGCGCUUUCGAGUUGACUGCUUUCCAACUGCGGUUUGCUGUCCAUUGCGAUGGACCUCUCUCUCACGCUGAGAUUCCGACCCCCGGAACUCUAUCUUAUUCCCGGAAAAUCCACCUCUCCGAUCUACUUUCCCGGAAAGCAAUAUCUACCCAUUAUUCCCCGUCUCAAGACGAACCUAGUGACCACACUUUCAACUCCAAGGCCUCACCUUGUUCUUAAGGCAAAAAUAAGGUCACCACUGGAAGGCGUAAGUGAGGAGAUGAAUGCGAUCGCUUUUCAGAACCUGGAUUUCGCUCCCGCUAGAAGACGUGUCCGCUUGGCCUUCGUGGAGGUCCAACGGCAGCUUGAUCAUUGCUUGUUCAAGAUGGCUCCUACUGGGAUCAGAACAGAGGAGUGGUACGAAAGGAACUCGAGGGGAAUGGAAAUUUUCUGUAAAAGCUGGAUGCCAGAGCCUGGUGUUCGCAUCAAAGGCGCUUUGUUCUUCUGCCAUGGAUAUGGUGAUACUUGCACAUUCUUCUUUGAAGGUAUUGCCAAGUAUAUUGCUGCAUCUGGAUAUGCUGUUUAUGCUUUGGACCAUCCUGGUUUUGGCCUUUCUGAAGGGUUGCAUGGUUACAUCCCAAGCUUUGAUGAAUUAGCUUAUAAUGUAAUAGAAAACUAUUCAAAAAUCAAAGGAAGACCUGAAUUGAGAGGGUUGCGCUGUUUUCUAUUAGGACAGUCCAUGGGCGGAGCCGUUGCUCUUAAAGUUCAUCUAAAGGAACCACGUGGAUGGAAUGGAGUCAUUCUUGUGGCCCCAAUGUGCAAAAUUGCAGAGGACGUGAAACCUCCAGCUCCAGUUCUGAAAGUGUUAACCCUCAUGUCUAAGGUCAUGCCAAAAGCAAAGCUCUUCCCUCAGAAAGAUCUAGCUGAGCUAGCCUUCAGAGAAUUGAGGAAAAGAAAAAUGGCGGCCUACAAUGUGAUCUCUUAUAAUGAACAAACGCGGUUGAAAACUGCAGUGGAACUUUUGAAAGUGACUAGUGAAAUUGAGAAACAAGUGGAGAAGGUUUCAUCUCCAUUGCUGAUUCUUCAUGGAGCUGCAGACAAGGUGACAGAUCCGUUAGUAAGCCAGUUUCUUUAUGAGAAGGCCUCUGCGAAAGACAAAACGCUAAAACUCUAUGAUGAUGGUUAUCACUGCAUUCUGGAAGGGGAACCGGAUGACAGAAUAUUUAGAGUCCUUAACGAUAUUGUUUCUUGGCUUGAUUCUAGGUGUUCCCUUGACUAGGCAAUAUGCACCAGUUCAUCCAUUGUUAUUUUCUUCUGCUGUACGCUGCCAUGCGACAUGCAAAUCCUUUUGUUGGAAGACUUUGGGCUCACACACAUUGACAAACACAGAAAGGAAGAGAGACUAUAGAGGGAAGUGGAAGAGAAGGAACAUUUUCUAUUUUGUUACUCUUGUCACUAUUGGUUAGCAAUGGACCGAUGGCGAGACUAUAUGUAGCCUUCUCAAGCCCCUUGUAGCUCCAUUCAUAUUCAAUAAAGCACCUUACAUGCAUCA
Juglans regia (Persian walnut) is the source of this 1571-nucleotide messenger RNA. RefSeq names its product caffeoylshikimate esterase-like. The transcript has 8 exons. The record is from RefSeq and is a predicted model, not a curated record. The coding region runs from base 90 to 1298 and encodes 402 amino acids. Gene Ontology annotation, molecular function: lipase activity. Gene Ontology annotation, cellular component: membrane. NCBI's taxonomy places the organism in Eukaryota, Viridiplantae, Streptophyta, Magnoliopsida, Fagales, Juglandaceae.